AUGUCCAUCCUCCAGCUCCUCAUAACCUCCCUUCUCCCUCCCCUCGCCUUCUCCUCUCCCCACGCAAAACGCGUCAUCCCCCAAAACGACUUCACCUGCCGCAGCACCACGCACCCAAACCCCGUCGUCUUCUUCCACGGUCUCGGCGCAAUCUUCCACGAAGACCUCAACUUCCUCCAACUAUACCUCCAAUCGCAAGGCUUCUGCACGUUCUCCACCACCUACGGCGAAUACGAUGCAUUCCCCUUCGUCGGCGGGCUGAAACCCAUCAAUGCCUCCGCAGCUGAGCUGGCGACGUUCAUACACGAAGUACAGAGCAAGACUGGUGCUGGAAAGAUUGACCUGGUCGGACAUUCUGAGGGUGCGUUUCUGACGCUAUAUGUUCCAAAGUUCACGGACACCGCGCAUCUCAUCGACAAAAUCAUCGCCAUCGCGCCCCCUACCCACGGCACAGACUUCGGCAGCAUCUACGACCUCGCCUACCUCUUCAGCAACGUAAGCCGCGAAGUCGUCGGAGACGUCCUCCAAACCGUAGGCUGCGCAGCCUGCGACGAGCUAGGACCCGACGGAGCCGCCGUCAAGGCCCUGACGAAUGGGACUAGCGUGCAGCCGGGCAAUCAAGUAACCAUCCUGACGAGUCGGUAUGACCAGCUAGUCACUCCGACGACCACGAGCUGGGUGGACGAGCCUGGGGUUCGGAAUUUGUAUGUACAGAAGUUCUGCCCGUUGGAUUUUGUGGGGCAUAUUGGGGAGGCUUAUGAUUUGAAUGUGUGGGCUAUUGUGAGGAAGACGUUGACUGGGUUGGCAGAGGGGAAGGUUGGGCCGGAUUUGUGUGUGACUGUGCCUUUUUGGGGGUAG
Molecule: messenger RNA, 858 nt
Organism: Fulvia fulva
Lineage: Eukaryota; Fungi; Ascomycota; Dothideomycetes; Mycosphaerellales; Mycosphaerellaceae
Exons: 1
Coding region: 1-858 (285 amino acids)
Biological process (GO): lipid catabolic process
Molecular function (GO): lipase activity
Source: RefSeq, a predicted model, not a curated record